AUGUCCCCUCCCAUAGACGACUCCAUGCCAACGAGGAUAUCCUCCGACUGCCCCCAAGACACGCGCGACGUCUUAUACCACGCUUGGGCCCACGACCUCUCCGACCUCAAAAAGCUCCUCGACGUCCCAGGCAAAGCCAGCGCUCAAGAUCCCCAAACUGGCGAAACCCCUCUCCACGCCGCCAUUCGCGCAUGCGGUCCCGCCGACCCGGACUCCAACGAUCCUGAACAAGGCGAAGACGGCUGCGUGGAAGAAGCAAGCGCAGUCCUACAGGAACUCUUCUUCUCGGGCGCUAUCUGGAACGAUGUCGACAGCAACGACGAAACCCCCGGCUGCGUGGCCCAUCGGCUGGGCCGCAAAGCCUUGUACGACAUGUGCGUAGACGCCGGUGUCCGCGCCGAGCUGCUCUUCUCCCUCAUGGACGGGUACGAAAAGCUUUCAUCGGCCUCAGACGCCGAAGUCAAUGUAGACGACGACGACGACGAGGGUGCUGCCCCGGUCGAGCAAGACGGCGACGCAAUAGACACCACCGGCGACCAAGCUCGUCCGCAAGACCCGCCACGCUUCAUCCCCCCCGGCGCGGGCGAGAAACCCGUCACCGUCACGAGCGACGGGUACUUAUCCUCCCAGAUAACCUACGACUCCUCCAAGCUCCUCGACGCAGACUUGAACGGCGUCAUGAUGUCCUGGGAGACCGACAUCAUGGCCCGCUCCGUCGCCGCCCUCCUCCCAGGGCCCCAAGUCCAGACCGGCAAGCGCAUCCUCAAUAUCGGCUUCGGAAUGGGCAUCGUCGAUGGCAUGUUUGCCCAGACAAACCCGUCCCGCCAUCACAUAAUCGAAGCACACCCCUCGGUACUACGGCACCUCUCCCAGCCGGACUCCGGCUUUGGCAAAGACUGGGAGAGGCGCGGUCCCGACGAGGGCGCCUACAAGGUCUGGCCUGGAAGGUGGCAGGACAUUGUGCCCCAGUUACUGGAUCAAGGCGAGGUAUACGACGCCAUUUACUUUGACACCUUCGGCGAGGAUUACUCGCAGCUUAGGCUGUUCUUCAUGGAGUAUGUGCCGGGAUUGAUGGACCGCGAGGGCAGAUUUAGCUUCUUCAACGGACUGGGCGCCGAUAGGCAGGUCUGUUAUGAUGUUUAUACAAAGGUAGUCGAGAUGCAUGGGGCAGAUGCAGGUCUGGAUGUAGAAUGGGAGGUGAGUGAUGUUGAUAUGAAAGGACUGAAGGAGGAUGGGAAGGGCCAGUGGGAAGGAGUGCGGAGGCGAUAUUGGACGCUGGAUAAGUACCGUCUGCCUGUGUGUACAUUCAUGGGAUGA
Messenger RNA from Metarhizium album ARSEF 1941, 1317 nucleotides. RefSeq names its product Arginine N-methyltransferase 2. The record is from RefSeq and is a predicted model, not a curated record. The transcript has 2 exons. Bases 1 to 1317 code for a protein of 438 amino acids. Gene Ontology annotation, molecular function: protein arginine N5-methyltransferase activity. Lineage: Eukaryota; Fungi; Ascomycota; Sordariomycetes; Hypocreales; Clavicipitaceae. Gene Ontology annotation, biological process: peptidyl-arginine methylation. Gene Ontology annotation, cellular component: cytoplasm; nucleus.